AUGAAAUGUCUGAAAAUUUAAUCUAUGGAAUUUGUUGCACAGAUUCGAUUACUACACUUCGAAUCGCCGGUGUGGAGACAAAUUUCGAAAUUAUUCCUACAAUAUACAAGGAUUUAUUUUUCUUCUUGUCAUUUUUUUCUUAUCAUGUCUGCAUUAAAGUACAAAGUUGCUGAUAUCAGUUUGGCUGAUUGGGGAAGAAAGGAAAUAAGUUUAGCUGAAAAUGAAAUGCCUGGUCUCAUGGUGAUGCGCAAGAAGUAUGGACCAAGCAAACCGUUAAAAGGUGCCAAGAUUGCAGGAUGUUUGCAUAUGACUAUUCAGACUGCUGUUCUCAUGGAAACUCUGAUAGAACUUGGUGCUGAGGUUCAAUGGUCCUCUUGUAACAUUUUCUCAACCCAAGAUCAUGCAGCUGCUGCAAUGGCCAAGGCAGGUAUACGGGUAUUUGCUUGGAAGGGUGAAACAGAUGAGGAAUAUAUCUGGUGCAUUGAGCAAACUCUUGUGUUUCCUGAUGGCAAACCUUUGAACAUGAUCCUUGAUGAUGGAGGAGAUUUGACCAAACUUGUGCAUGACAAUCAUCCUGACUAUCUCAAAGGUAUUGUUGGUGUGUCUGAGGAGACUACAACUGGCGUUCAUCAUCUUUAUAAAAUGCUGAAAGAAGGCACUCUCAAAAUGCCCGCCAUAAAUGUCAACGAUUCUGUUACAAAGAGCAAGUUUGACAAUCUAUACGGUUGUAGGGAGUCGUUGGUUGAUGGAAUUAAGCGUGCCACUGACAUAAUGUUGGCUGGAAAGACUUGUGUUGUUGCCGGAUAUGGUGAUGUCGGAAAGGGUUCUGCCAGCUCCCUUCGUGCUUUUGGAGCACGAGUGUUAAUCACUGAGAUUGAUCCAAUAAACGCCUUGCAAGCUGCUAUGGAAGGUUACGAAGUUACAACGAUGGAAGAAGCAGCUCCAAAAGCUCAUAUAUUUGUGUCAGCCACUGGCUGUCGAGAUAUCAUCAAUGGCGAACAUUUCAUGUUGAUGCGCGAGAAUGCUAUUGUUUGUAACAUUGGACAUUUCGAUAUCGAAAUUGAUGUGGCUUGGCUGAACAAGAAUUGCAAGAAAGACACGAUUAAACCACAAGUUGACCGUUAUGAAUUACCGAAUGGUCGUCAUAUCAUAUUGCUUGCCGAAGGUCGAUUGGUGAAUCUUGGCUGCGCUAUGGGGCAUCCCAGUUUUGUCAUGAGUAAUUCAUUUACCAAUCAGGUCCUUGCUCAAAUUGAUCUGUGGACUAAUCCCAAGAAAUAUUCUAUUGGUGUCCACGUGUUGCCCAAAAAGCUUGACGAGGAAGUUGCCCGCCAUCAUUUGGAACAAAUCGAUGUUAAACUUACUAAACUGACUGACACUCAAAGUUCAUAUCUUGGCUUGGAAUCUGAAGGACCGUACAAGCCAGACCACUAUCGGUAUUAGAUCAAGAGCUAUGAAAUUCACGUUUAGAAAAACUGAAGUGAAAAUUUUACAAUUACUGAAAUAAUUUAAUGUUCUCGUUAAUAAAUCAGCGAACUGACA
Xenia sp. Carnegie-2017 is the source of this 1539-nucleotide messenger RNA. Its product is annotated as adenosylhomocysteinase-like. Gene Ontology annotation, biological process: L-methionine cycle. The record is from RefSeq and is a predicted model, not a curated record. Gene Ontology annotation, molecular function: adenosylhomocysteinase activity. The transcript is spliced from 7 exons. Lineage: Eukaryota; Metazoa; Cnidaria; Anthozoa; Malacalcyonacea; Xeniidae. Bases 25 to 1440 code for a protein of 471 amino acids. Gene Ontology annotation, cellular component: cytosol.